Gigantopelta aegis is the source of this 887-nucleotide messenger RNA. RefSeq lists its product as uncharacterized. The record is from RefSeq and is a predicted model, not a curated record. The transcript has 4 exons. Bases 204 to 887 code for a protein of 227 amino acids. Lineage: Eukaryota; Metazoa; Mollusca; Gastropoda; Neomphalida; Peltospiridae.
CACAUGCAGUACUCACGAGUUUAAUCAACAAACGGAGUUUAUGAAGAAAUUCAGAAUAAUCACAAUUUUUGCAAAAUAUUGAAUGAAACCGUGUCAAUUUGGAUUGUGUCAGAGUGUAAACCAUUUAUUAACAUCUUUCUAAAUUCCGCCGGGCUUCUAUUUAGUGCUUAUAUUUCCAGCUUCAAGCCUGCUCCAGUCACUUGAUGGUGACCACGCAAGAACGGGUGGUUUUCGAGAUGCAUUUGUUAACAGUGUUAGCGGCGUCAGUGUUGUGGCUCACUAGCGUGUGCUGUGCUAUGUCUGAUGGCGGGUAUCGACGACUUCCACAUUCCUCGUUGACGGCGUGUUCAGCCGCCUGCAGACACGAUCAUCGAUGUGAAUCGUUCACCUUCAACCUGCGCAACCUUCAGUGUCACCUGAAUGACAUCCAGUCAGCGCAAAACGAGGAGGCCAUUUCUCUAGGAACAAUUUCCCGCAACAAAAAUAACAAGGUGACCGACCCGUGCACUGCGUUCUCCUGCCCGUGUAACAUGUCCACGUGCUCAGUCUGUCGCCACUGUGACGUGAACCCGCGGACCGGGACGCCAUUGUGUGUUGUUGAUAUAUCUGCCUGCCUGGAAUCCCCGUUUGUGAAGAAUGGCGUCGUACACGGCGGAGGAAACUGUCUCGUUGGAGUGAUGAGAAAUUACACAUGUAACCCUGGUUACGUCAGCCUGUUCAGCGGUCAGAUCACGUGCUCUGAGGACGGCACGUGGAGUGCUGGUGUCUGUGUGAAAGGAUCAGUGACCAUCUUAACAAACGCUGAUUCUUCACCUUCAAAUUCUUUACCACACAAGAGGAUUGUGUUCCCACCAAGUAGAAUGAAAGGGAUUCUACUCCCCAUAUGA